Cladocopium goreaui is the source of this 3801-nucleotide messenger RNA. Lineage: Eukaryota; Dinophyceae; Suessiales; Symbiodiniaceae. The record is from the annotation of a GenBank genome assembly.
AUGAGUGAACCUGCUGAUCGAAGCCAAGCCACCGCAGAAGCCCUUACGUCGUGUCGUUGUGCCGUCGUGGUCAAUCUCUUCCCUUGCCACUUGCAGUUCGCACUCCCCCAGAACCGCGACUCGCAGAGACGUUUGAGCAGCUUGUUUGACAACUUGACUCCCGCCCAACGCGAAGCGGUCGAGCAUAUCGAGGGCCCGUUGUUGAUCCUCGCGGGGCCCGGCAGUGGGAAGACCCGCGUCGUUACGCAUCGCAUCGCCCACAUGAUCGAGCAGGGGAUCGAGCCGCGGAAUAUCCUCGCGCUCACCUUCACUAACAAAGCCGCCGACGAAAUGAAGAACCGCGUGGCGGCCCUCUCUGGGGGCGAGCCGGUGUGGAUCAGCACGUUCCACCGCUUCUGUGCCCGGCUGCUGCGGCGGUAUGCCAACCUUGUGGGGCUCGAGCCGGGUUAUUCGAUCUACGAUACAGGCGACAGCAAUCAAGCCCUCAAACGGGCCAUGUUCGAACUGCAGAUUUCGCCGACCCAUAUUUCGCCCGAGCGGUUGGCCUCGGAGAUCAGUUGGGCCAAGAACAACCUCAUCACCGCCGACAAGUACCAACCCCGCCGGGGAAGCGAAGCGGGCGAGAUCCUCGCCGGCGUUUACCCGGCCUAUCAGCAAAUCCUGCAACGGGCCAACGCCGUCGACUUCGACGACUUGCUACUCCACGUAGCCGUCCUCCUCCGCGAGAACGAACCACUUCGGGCCGAGCUCGACGAACGCUAUCGCUACGUGCUGGUCGACGAAUACCAGGAUACGAACCUCGCCCAAUACGCCAUCGCCAGGGCACUGUCGAUCAACUGCCCCAACCUCGCCGUGACGGGCGACCCCGAUCAAUCGAUCUACGGCUGGCGGGGUGCAAACCUCUCGAACAUUCUCGAAUUCGAGUCGGACUAUCCCGAGGUCACGGUUGUGUUCCUCGAGCAAAACUACCGCAGCUCGAAGGCCAUCCUCCGCACCGCCUCGCAGCUCAUCCAGCACAACCGCAAGCGCAAGCCGAAGCGGUUGCUCACCGACAACGACGAAGGCCGCCCCGUGGCCCUCUUCGCUUUCGGCACCCAUCGACGCGAAGCCGUAGCCAUCGCCAACCGCAUCGCCGAAGAGGUCGCCGCCGGCAACCGCCGCCCCCGCGACUUCGCCGUGUUCUACCGCACGAACGCACUCAGUCGCGCGUUCUACCAGCGGAAGGAAAUCAAAGACGUCUUGGCCUACCUCACGUUGCUACACAACCCCUGCGACGAUCAAGCCCUGCUGCGAAUCAUCAACACCCCCACCCGCGGCAUCGGCAAGAAGACAAUCGAGGCCAUUCAGAAAUACGCCUCCCGUCGCGGACUCACCAUGUUCGAGGCAGCCCGCCAGAGCGGGCUGAUCGAAUCGCUGGCCAAACGGGCCACGGUGGCGGUGGCCAAGUUCGUUUCGAUGGUCGACCGGCUUUCGCUCCUCGUCGACGAACCGGUCGAGCAAAUCCUGGGUCAUGUGCUCGAAGAGUCUGGGUAUCGCCGCUACUUGGCCGACUCCGACGAUCAAGACGACGAGGAGCGGCUGGCCAACAUCGAAGAACUGCUCACCGCCGCCCGCGAGUUCGACGAAGAGCACCCCGGCGAAGGCCAACUCGAAGAAUUCCUCGAAGGCGUUUGCCUGGUGAACGAGACCGACUCGUGGGACAUCGAGCAAGAUCGAGUCACGCUAAUGACGCUGCACGGUUCGAAGGGGCUCGAGUUUCCCGUGGUGUUCAUCGUCGCGCUCGAGCAGGGCAUCCUCCCCCACAGCCGCAGCACCGAAGACAGAGCCCAGGUCGAAGAAGAACGUCGCCUGCUGUUCGUCGGCAUCACUCGGGCACAAGAAGAACUGUAUCUCAGCCACGCCAAGCUUCGCGACUUCCGUGGCGAGCGAAAGAUGACCGUGCCCAGCGAGUUCCUCAUGGAACUCCCCCGAGACGAGAUGGAGAUGCUCGACGAAGAAACGCCGGUGCCUUCAUUCGAAGAACUAGGUCUCUCCGGCAGUCGCGGCAAGGAAGACAACGCCGAGUACUUCGAAGACGGCGACGUCGCGGCGGCCGACAUCUCGCAGUUGCCCGAGUACGCCCAGCCCAGCAAGCCAGCGUCGAAAGGCAAAAUGCCCGGCGGGCUAGCCGGCUUAACCACGGCGGCCGAUCUACGCUCCGGGAAGCGCACCAGCACCGGCGUCUCGCCCAAUGUGUUCGUGCAAGGAAUGCGGGUCGUGCAUCCCGACCGAGGCUCCGGCCAUAUUGUGGCCCUCGGCGGACAAGGUGAAUAUCGCAAAGCCACCGUUGAGUUCGACGAAGGCAAGGAACGAUUUGUGUAUAAGAAGAUUGCCCAACUGAAAGACGUUCAGAAAUUCCGCGACCGUCUCGCCGAACUGAAUCUCUCGUUGCCUGUUGACGACGAAGUGCUUUCGGCCGCAGCCGGUUCGCCGCUGGCCCAGCCGCUGAAGUUGGGCGAUCGCACCGUGGGCAAUCGCUGGUGUAUCCAUCCCAUGGAAGGCUGGGACGCCAACCCCGACGGCACCCCCUCGCCCCACACAUUGCGGCGUUGGAAGAACUUCGGCCUCAGCGGCGCCAAACUCAUUUGGGGAGGUGAAGCCGCCGCCGUACAGCCUGAUGGAAGGGCCAACCCCAAUCAAACUCAGGCCGUCGCCCACACCAGAGACGGUUUGCGACAACUCCUCGACGAACUCACCACCGCUCAUCAGCAGGCCUUUGGCACUACCGACGAUCUGCUGGUCGGCCUGCAACUCACGCACUCCGGCCGGUUCUCCCGCCCCAACACGAAGCAACUUGAACCUCGCAUCGCCUAUCACCAUCCACUGCUCGACGAGAAGUUCAACAUCGACCCAAACGAUACGUCGAUUGUGUGGACCGACGACGACCUCGAGCGACUCAUCGACAAUUACGUCGCUGCGGCCAGGCUCGCCCAAGAGGUUGGUUAUCACUUCGUCGAUGUGAAGUCGUGCCACGGCUAUCUCCUGCACGAGUUCCUCAGUGCCCGAGUUCGCCCCGGCCGCUUCGGCGGCGAUCUCGAAGGUCGCACCCGCAUGCUGCGAACCAUCAUCGGACGGAUUCAGGACGAAUGCCCAGGGCUGAUGGUCGGCGUCCGGCUCAGCGCUUUCGACACCGUGCCCUACCGAACCAGUCUCGAGGUGGGCGAACCGCUCGACUACGAGCAGCACCUGCCCUACGAGUACGGCUUCGGCCUCAACCCGGCCGACCCGUUUGAGAUCGAUCUCACUGAGACGAUCGCCUUGCUCGAGAUGCUCCGCGACUUGGGCGUGAUCGCGGUGAAUCUUUCCUGCGGGAGUCCCUAUUACAAUCCACACAUUCAGCGGCCGGCCAUCUUCCCGCCUUCCGACGGAUACCAACCGCCGGAAGACCCGUUGGUCGGUGUGGCUCGCCAGAUUGAAACGGUCCGCCGUUGCAAACAAGCCGUGCCCGAUCUCCCGAUGGUCGGCACCGGCUACAGCUACCUGCAAGACUAUCUCCCGCACGUCGCACAGGCCGCGGUGCGCGACGAUUGGGUCGACUCCGUCGGGCUGGGCCGCAUGGUGCUCUCCUACCCCGACCUCCCCGCCGACUCACUCGCCGGCCGCCCCCUCACCCGCAAACGCAUCUGCCGCACCUUCAGCGACUGCACCACCGCCCCCCGCAACGGCAUCAUCUCCGGCUGCUUCCCCCUAGACCCCUACUACAAAGAACUCCCCGAAGCCGAGCAAGUGAAAGCCGUGAAGCAGGAGUUGAAGGUGAAGUAG